AAUACAAGUUUGUUGAAUUGAGCGUUAUUCCUGCAUCUGACUGGUGUCCGAUAAAAAUUUAGUGUUGAUGGUUCAAGUUCUCGUCUGUUGAAAUUAUGUGGAUUACUAAAUUAUAAUUAUGCCGAAAAUACACGUGCCUCUGCGGAAUAUCUGCCAAAGAAGGACGACAUUUCGAUGAACAGAACGACGAAGAUCCGGAUCACUGAACUGAAUCCGCACGUGAUCUGUGUACUGUGCGGAGGCUACUUCGUCAACGCCACCACCAUCACAGAAUGUCUGCACUCAUUCUGUCGCACGUGCAUCACGCGCUAUCUAGAGACGAGCAAGUACUGCCCUGUCUGUGACGUCAUGGUGCACAAGACCAAGCCGCUCAACUAUAUCCGAGCAGAUAAAACCCUACAAGAUCUUGUUUACAAGCUGGUGCCCGGUUUAUACAGGAGCGAGAUGAAGAGGCGGCGAGAGUAUUACGCACAUGUGGAUCCGCCCGGGGUAACGCGGCCCCCUAGCGAGGACCGAGGUGACGAGUUCUAUGACCGCAUCAUCUACACGGAGGACGAGCGUAUCAGCCUCUCUCUGGAGCUGUGUGCAGAGGGAAUCCCUUUCAAGACCCCUACAUCCGUUCACGGCCACGCAGGCGCUGCAAGCAUAAAGGUCCGAGAUGUGAGGUAUCUACAGUGCCCAGCUGCUUUCUCCGUCGGAAACCUUAAGAAGUUUAUAAGAAUGAAGUUUGACCUCCAACAGAAGUACGAGAUGGACAUAUUCCACACGGCCGAGCCCCUGCCCGACUAUUACACUCUCAUGGACAUCGCCUACAUCUACACUUGGACCAGGAGAACCCCGCUUCGCCUGUAUUACACAGUAUUUGAGCGCAGUACUGCAUACCGGGACCACCCGGGACAUAUUGACGUCAAACGGGCGCUAAAUAGCGACGCAGAAAUCACGACCGAAACCACCGAACUUCUAGGAGAUGCGACUGAUAUUGACCAAGGUGUUAAGGAGACAGACAAAUUGCCCUUAUGUUUAUUGACCGGUCCCGACGACAUAAGUCCGGAUCUAGACCUAGAGGAGGGCGUACCUCAGAAGGGAAAAAAGAGAAAGCGUGGGACAAAAGCGAAAGUAAAGAAGCUGCUCUCAGUCUCGGAUGACGACUCGGUAAAGGAACAAAUGUCUGAGUCCGAGGAGCAGCUUGCAAAAUUACGACUGGACUGUGGUAGCGACUCGGAGACUAUAAUACCUGACUUUGACAACGAGAACAAUGUUGAUUGUGCAAACAGCGCAAGCGUAGUAGGCAAUUCACAUUCGCAGAGCAAUGGUCUGGUACGGUCGAAAGGUAAUUGCAAUAAAUUAGGCGAUCGCGCUUCGGAAAGGACUGAUACAUUGGACGCUCACAGGUCGGAAAGGGCGGAUAAAUUGGAUGCUUCUGAGGAGGAUGGUGACGAGAGCGAUUCAGAACCGAGGCUUGUAGUGGAUACAGACCACGACCCCAGCAAGCCCUCUAGCACCCAGAGCAGCCCGAGCUCAUCUGUGCAUCUUACCAUGUUCCAGCCGCUAACUGAGAACUCACUGUCCGAUAAUUGCAACGAUGAGUCAGCGAAAAAAGAAAGCGUUGUUAGAAUUGCAAACGGGAAGAAUGCGAAAAGUUGGGAUAGUUUAGUUACUUCAGUACCAAAACGGUCCAAAGGUCGACCAAAGGGGAGCAAAAAUAAGGUGAAAUCGUUGCUAGCAGUAACAAAGAACGCGGGAAAAUCCGUAGUAGUAAAGCAGGUAUCAAAUGUUUCAAAAGACAUUGAGUUAAAUCAGAAAUCGAAAAUGAAUACUGAAAUAGUUUAUUCGUUUUCUGCUGAUGAAAAUCUGAAUGCUGAUCAAAAGAAAGGAAAUAAUGUACAGCGUUCGGUAAGUGCAUUCGAUGGCUCGGAACAAAGUUUAGUGAAACGAAAAUAUGUGCGCAAAAAGAAAAUGCCAAGUGAAAGAGAGCACGCCGUGCCUCUUAAAAGAGCAAAGACAGUUAACGCUAUGCUGAAAUGCAAAGACGCGAGUGGUGGGGUAAAUGGCAAGGACACUUUGGCGGAUAUUGACAUAUCAAAACCUAUAGACAUUAGAAAGACAGUGUCCGAGGGAGAAGGUGUUGUACAGGUUUCAAACGGUGGUGAGACUGGACUGAAUAAUUGUUCACCAGACGACAAUGACGUUGCUCAAGAUGGAAAAACGCUUCUUCCAUCCGCGUUUUCAGAACCCAUCACACCGUUGUAUGGGGAGACACCCAACGUAAAUGAAUCUAAUCAAGGGUUGCCUUGUUCGCCAAACAUGGACAUUAAGGGAAACCAGAGCUCAAAUGUUGAACAGGAUGUAAUCAAAGACAAACCCUGUGAUUUUAAUGGUGCUAUUUCCAAUGGUGCAUACGUAGACAAUGCAGAGGUGUUAAAUACCUUAGAAAGUGGCCUUAGCAGUGGAAUUCAGAACAAUUUCGGUAUUCGAUCUAGUUUUAUGUUUCCCACUUCUAUGCAGCCGGCCUUUAUCGGAUACAACGGGAAUUUGGUUGCUAUGAACGCCUUGAGGCCAGAUUUUUCACCGGGACAUUUUAAUUUCGCUAACACCAUAGCGGGAACUAUUCCGCCGAAUGCACUCUGCAUCAUAAAUGGGUUCUCUCCUUCGCCGCUGAAUGCGCAUGCUCAGCUCAAUCACUUGACCAAUGGCAAUACCGUGACCAAUGUGAACGCUGGGUACCAGUCAUGUGACCACCACGUGGAGCAGCCUUUAGACUUGACGAACAAUUUUUCCAGAGAAGAGUACACAAAAGGGAAAAUAUUCAAGACGAAAUUACUGAAAAGGCCUGUCCCGAAAUCGGAUAUCACACAGAACGGGAGAGAUAAACACACGAUGCAGGACUCUCAGUUUUAGCAUACUGUGUAUUGUUAUUUUAUGUUUUAGGUUCUAUUUUCUCCAAUGUCUGCGUAUAUUCUAAUGGUGCCAUUGACUUUUUAUGUUUGUUAAUUAUGCAGAAUUGUUGUUUUUUCUACUUACAAGGUGUGGUCUUACAAAUGAAUGGUGGCAUUAUUAAUGGUCCGAUUUAUUGAAGGAAUUCUAUUUUCAAGAUGAAAUGCAAUAAUUAUAAAUAAAUUAUAUAUCAAAUGGUUCGUUUUCAAACACAUCUAACCCAUGUAUCAGUUAACUUACCGGCAACACUGUUCACAAAGUUUGUUUUGUUUUUCAUUAUCAUUGUCUUCUUAAAUUUGUUUUAAAAGUUGGGAACAAUAUUAUGUGCUUUAUGUGCUUAUAUAAAUGUACUUUUUGUAUUAAACGUACAAAAUAGUU
Dreissena polymorpha is the source of this 3312-nucleotide messenger RNA. RefSeq lists its product as uncharacterized. The transcript is spliced from 10 exons. Lineage: Eukaryota; Metazoa; Mollusca; Bivalvia; Myida; Dreissenidae. Gene Ontology annotation, cellular component: PRC1 complex. Gene Ontology annotation, molecular function: promoter-specific chromatin binding. The coding region runs from base 175 to 2898 and encodes 907 amino acids. The record is from RefSeq and is a predicted model, not a curated record. Gene Ontology annotation, biological process: negative regulation of transcription by RNA polymerase II.